Messenger RNA from Prorocentrum cordatum, 429 nucleotides. The record is from the annotation of a GenBank genome assembly. NCBI's taxonomy places the organism in Eukaryota, Dinophyceae, Prorocentrales, Prorocentraceae.
AUGUCCCAGGUCACAGAGCUGGCCCUCCAGAAGUUCACACGUGCUAUCGUCCAGAGCAUCGCGAAUGCGUGCUCCUAUGUCUACUUCCUCUACCUGCUCGUCGAUUUCCUCCUGUACUUGAAUUUCCUUCUGCUCUUCCUCUACCCGGUCCUCUUCGAUUCGUGCCUCGACGUGUGCGCGGGCCGCCCCCAGAGCUGCUCCGUCAGGAGAAGUACGACCAGCUCUUCGACCGAAUAUUCGUCACAGCGGUCGUGGCGUACGCAUUGGUCCUCGCGUUCACUGCGGGGUUCGGCGCUUACCAGCUGGUGGUGGUCUCCCGAAGGUUCGACACGUAUCCGAGCAUGCGUGCCAUUCCACGUGAUCUCACAGAUGGACGUAAGAUCACAUAUUGGGCGUCGGGGUACCUCGAUUGCAUUUGGUUAUCUGUAA